Molecule: messenger RNA, 488 nt
Organism: Elgaria multicarinata webbii
Lineage: Eukaryota; Metazoa; Chordata; Lepidosauria; Squamata; Anguidae
Product: cytochrome c oxidase assembly protein COX14
Exons: 2
Coding region: 67-246 (59 amino acids)
Biological process (GO): mitochondrial respiratory chain complex IV assembly
Cellular component (GO): mitochondrion
Source: RefSeq, a predicted model, not a curated record
CGGAAGUGGAAACGGCCCGGAGCAAGGUAAUAGCAGUAGCAAACGAUUCUCACGGAUGAGGCAAUAAUGGCUUCUGCAAAGCAAUUGGCUGAUUUUGGUUACAAGGCAUUUUCAGGCUCUAUGAUGCUCCUUACUGUGUAUGGUGGCUACCUCUGUAGUAUGAGAGCAUAUCGAUAUUUUCAGAGAAGGAGUGCACUGAAGCAACUUGAGCAGCAGGCGAUAAAUGCAGAAGCUGUUAAGGACUGAACAGCAUCCCAAUAUCUGUCCAUAAGAUGCUUAUUGAAUAUGAAAUUGGUGUGCUGCAGAAGAUACUUCUAUCAGAAAGUACAGCUCUGGAAAUCUCUGCCACAGAGAAUGGGCAUUUCACAUGAAAACAUUUAAAAGGAUGGAAAUGCCUAUGUGAUUAUGUAGUCAUUAAAUAUUUUGCAUACAGCUUCUCUUUCUGUAGAGGCUGAUCACAUGUAAUUAUAAAAGAUAUGUCCACAGAA